Messenger RNA from Oryzias latipes (Japanese medaka), 1247 nucleotides. The record is from RefSeq and is a predicted model, not a curated record. Lineage: Eukaryota; Metazoa; Chordata; Actinopteri; Beloniformes; Adrianichthyidae.
AUGGAGACUCUGAACACAGAUGAGCUCUGCUUCCCACACCUCCUCAAUGCCUCCUGCAGGAAGCCGCCACAGCGUCCUGCUGAGAACGUUUUCAUCUUCAUGGUGUUGUGUCUUCUGUCUGUGCUGACUGUGACUCUAAACCUGCUGGUUAUCAUCUCUGUCUCUCACUACAGGCAUAGAAACUAACAUAACGUUUUCUGACUGAAUCUUAUUUUGAUGGCUGUUUCAAUAAUUGAUUGUUAUUUUUUCCAGGGCACAAAGUAUCAGAUAUGUCGAACUUUAGAACUUCAGAACAGUCUAAUCCAAAUACUGCAGCUGUUGUUUCUCUGUGUCUGCAGGCAGCUGCACACCCCCACCAACCUCCUCCUGCUCUCUCUGGCCGUCUCAGACUUCCUUGUUGGGUUCUUUGUGAUGCCGAUUCGUAUUCUUCUCACAGAGGGUUGCUGGGUUUUGGGGACUUUCAUGUGUGGACUGUUUAACUUUGCCUCUUUCAUUCUUACAUCUGUGUCAGUGGGACACAUGGUGCUCAUAUCAGCUGAUCGAUACGUGGCCAUCUGUGACCCGUUACGUUACCCCACCAAAGUCACUCUGAGGAGAGUUCAAGUCUGUGUUUGUCUGUGUUGGGCCGCUUCUGCUUUCUACAAUGGAGUGAUUCUGCAGGUCGCUCUCACAGACCCAGACAACAAUAACCACUGCCUUGGAGAGUGUGUGCUGCUUGUAGAUUAUCUAACAGGAGCUUUUGAUGUGGUCAUCACUUUCUUUGGUCCCAUUAUAGUCAUUGUGGUUCUGUACAUGAGCGUGUUUGUGGUGGCUGUGUCUCAUGCUCGAGCCAUGAGGUCUCACAUCAUUUCUCUCCAGAGUUCAGCUCACCUGAGUGUAAAAAAGUCUGAACUGAAAGCAGCAGCAGCUCUGGGUGUGGUUGUGUUCAUGUUUCUGGUGUGUUUUUGUCCGUAUUUCCUCCCUUCUGUCACGGGACAAGAUCUUGACUCCAGUCAUUUUUCUUCAAUUUUUGGAAUUUGGCUCUUUUACGCAAACUCAUGUUUGAAUCCAGUGAUUUAUGCUUUUUUCUAUCCCUGGUUCAGGAAAUCUCUGAAGAGUAUUGUUACCCUGCAGAUACUGCACCCUAACUCCUGUGAUGUCCUUUUAUUGUAAAGUUGUCAAACAACUCAUAGAAAUGGGACCCUAUUUUGGUUUUACCCCUAUACAUGUAUUUGUAUUUUUUUCCAGGAAUUCAUGAAAAAAUAAAC